Molecule: messenger RNA, 1016 nt
Organism: Microplitis mediator
Lineage: Eukaryota; Metazoa; Arthropoda; Insecta; Hymenoptera; Braconidae
Exons: 6
Coding region: 430-768 (112 amino acids)
Source: RefSeq, a predicted model, not a curated record
AGAAAAGGUAUGUAUAUAAAACCGGUCAUUCAACCGAUUGCUUUUACUGUAUCUGCCAAGAGCAUAAUUGUCCAAGAACGAUCGCCAUUCCACUCCUUUCUUAAAAAUAAGAGAGAAUUUAGAAAAAGAUAUGAUAAAAUAUAUAAGUGUGAGAAUAAAUUUGUCUAUUUCACGUUAAUUUCGCAAGUUAAUAAACUCACGCAAUUCAAUUUAAUACAAUGCAAUGCACCAGGAGUAGGUCGAGAGAAGGGUCAGUAGAAUAAAUCAUUAAAAUUGUAUAAACAAUGUAGACGAGAGCCCAGAUAAUUUUGGAUUGUAAUAUUACGACGGUAGCAGUAGCGGGGAUCUUAUAAAGAAAGGCUGGGACUAUAUAUAUAUAAGAAGCUCCUGGUCAGCCAGACCAAGAGAAGCAUCUUUAUACACUUUAAAAUGAAGGUUCUCAGUUUAUUCCUCUUAUGUGCACUCAUAGCUACCGCUUGUGGUGGUACCAUUAGUGGCUGGAGUGGUAGUAACAGUGGCUGGAAUUACGGGGGUUCAAAUUAUGGUGGUGGUUUUCACAGUGGCGGCAGUGGUGGAAAAAUAAUUAAAGUUAUUACUGUAAGCGGGGGCGGCUGGCCAAGUGGAGGAUACUCAAGUGGAUGGCCAAGUAGUGGUUAUAGUCGUGGAGGAGGCUUUAGCAAGGGAUGGAAACUUGGAGGGGGCUGGAAACCCUCAGGAUGGAGUAGUGGAUGGAAACCUAGUGGCUGGUCCAGUGGAGGCUGGUGGUGAACAUGGUAAUCGGCGAGCAUUAUUUAAAUAGCUGUUCAGUUGGCUGACAAGUAUUCUAAUUUUAAUCGAUCAACACACCUUAAUAUUCACUAAUAUUUAUAGGAAAACAAGCUUAUAAAAAAUCUUAAUUGAUAAACUAAUUUGAUUUUCAUUGAUGGAAAGAAUAAUGUUACCUUAUAUAUUUGUAACCAUUUUAUUGUGAUGAAAGAGUCAUCGAUAAAAAAUACAUAAAAAUAAUUUUGUACCAA